Molecule: messenger RNA, 618 nt
Organism: Amaranthus tricolor (Joseph's coat)
Lineage: Eukaryota; Viridiplantae; Streptophyta; Magnoliopsida; Caryophyllales; Amaranthaceae
Product: peamaclein
Exons: 2
Coding region: 194-472 (92 amino acids)
Source: RefSeq, a predicted model, not a curated record
AGUUUCUUCUUGAUAUGUUCGAGUCAGACUGAGUUACAAGUACGUUACUCGCAACUCACCUAACUUUCUUGUGAUCCUUUGUCUAUAUAAAUCAAACUUUAUGCUUUCCAUAAUUCACAAUUUGCUCCCAAAUACUUAAUAAAAGUACACCUUUUCUUUUGUGUGAAAUAAUAAAUAAUAAUAAUCCUGGUAGAUGGUACAAAUAUUAAUGAAGAUUGGUUUAGUAACUAUGUUAAUGGUGAUUCUUAUUGCUUCCAUGUUUAUAGACAUUUCAAAUGCCGGCUCAGAGUUUUGUGACUCGAAAUGCGGUGUCCGGUGCUCAAAGGCAGGAUACAAAGAAAGGUGUUUGAAAUACUGUGGAAUAUGUUGUGAGGAUUGCCACUGUGUCCCUUCAGGAACCUAUGGAAAUAAGGAUGAAUGCCCUUGUUACAGAGAUAAAAAGAACUCUAAGGGCAACCCUAAGUGUCCUUAAACUCCAAGGCCAUCCCUUAAGGCCUAUUUAUAUAUAGCAUGUAUGUAUGUAUCACUCUAAACAUUCCACUUUUAUUUGUACUAUAUUAUACAAUUAUAUAAUAAUAAAUAAAUAAAUUAUCAAUCUCCAGGAUUUAUCUUUUGAAA